This is a messenger RNA of Coregonus sp. 'balchen', 19830 nucleotides long. Lineage: Eukaryota; Metazoa; Chordata; Actinopteri; Salmoniformes; Salmonidae. The record is from the annotation of a GenBank genome assembly.
AUGGCGAUGAGGGGUCAUUCCUCUUGCUCCUCGAUGAGUAACCACACCAAGGAGAGAGUGACCAUGGCUAAGGUGACCCUGGAGAACUUCUACAGUAACCUGAUAUCCCAGCAUGAGGAGAGAGAGAUGAGGUAGGUGUUAUGGCAUUAACACACACACACACGCUCUCACAUACUGGAACUAGGAAGAUCAUUCAUAUUGAAAGGUUUCUGAAAAGCAAAGAUAAUUCCUUAAAACAUGUCAGAAGCUGAGAAGGCAGCACAGUGGCUUGUCACAAACAAGAGGAAGAGAGAAUAGAAGUGUUACACGUCACUGACUUUAACUUGACCUCUCUCUCUGCUUAGAGCCUCACCCUGCCUGGGGGAGAAAUGGGUGUAACCGCACCCUGCCAAUGCAUUUAGGCAAUACAAUACAAUAAAUGCAGAAGUAAAAUAAGUCUGAACAAUGUUUCAGUGUGUCUGUGAAAUGUGCUUUUCCCAUGACUAAUGCUUUUCACAAUGCAUCUGGAAGUACUUUUAGUUUGAUAAGAUGUUGAUUUACCCACUGUUGAGCUUCAGCAGUCCUACCAGGGUCCUGGGAUAUUCAUAUUCAGUUGUUGAAUUAAAAAUGCACUCCCAUUCAAUAAAACCUGAAUCCAGAAAUGCCAGGGAUAAGGUCAAAUUAAAUAAUUGUAUACCUUUACCCAGGAACUCUGUUGUGCUAAAGUGCCAGUAAUCCGUCAGUUUUAACAGUUUUGAACACCCACUGUUUAGCUUUGUAUAUGUGGCCAGAUAGUGUCUUGUCAGUGCUGUGUGUUCUGUUGAGCUCUGUUUAGUCGAGAGAGAGUGUGUUUGAAAAGUUAUACGGUUUAUACAGUUAAUACAGUUUGUCGAGGGGCUGCAGUUGUAUGUCAUAUUUAUGACUUCAGAAGACGUUAGAGGCAUAUGAAAAAGAAAGUUAUGCACAAAGUAAACACCCAGUCACAGCUCAACCUACCCACCAACGGGCUGUGCCAAAAGAGUCCACACAAAGAAUAUUGUUCAUGCUGUCACAGACCUGCUUAGAAAGGAGAAUAUACUAGAGUUAUGGGAGCUGGUUUGGCUAAGCUCCCUCAAAUUUUUUCAAGGAAAGUAUUUAUGGUUUGUUUCUCUUUGAGAACAUAUGAAUGAGUCAUUCCUGUUCUGUUACCAUUCCUCUAUAACUGCCCCAUAGAAAUUAUAGAACAGGUAGUGUAGUGAUCAGUAUGGAGCUGCAGGCCGGGAGGUGACUUCCUGAAUCAACAUAUUUGACCCUAACCUUUGACUCUUGACCCCUGACCCCUAUCUUAUUGCCAGGCAACAGAAGCUGGAGAGGGUGAUGGAUGAGGAGGGACUGCCUGAUGAGGAGGUGAGUGUAGUAGCACACACACACAUACACACACACACUUACACACACACACACACACACACACACACACACUUACACACACCCUGUGUUGCAGAAGUGUAUGCGGCGCUCCCAGCACGCGCGUAAGGAGACAGAGUUCCUGAGGCUGAAGAGAACCAGGCUGGGAUUGGAAGAUUUUGAGUCCCUCAAGGUGAUUGGUCGAGGGGCCUUUGGAGAGGUAAGCAUACAUAGAGCUAUUGAAAUCCUAAUUAGGUUAUUACUAUGUAAUUAGUUAUCAUUUCACAAUAUAAUAGCUUUGCGAGGUAAAAAGUGGGUCCGUCAAUAAAGCGUAGCUGAGUUAUGUUUGUUAUCAUGCUCUGGAGUGGAUCUUUCCAUUUUCUCUACUGCCUGCUGUAAGUUCUCUAUCACUCAGCAGCAAUAGAGGAGAGUGGGGUAAGUUGAGAUUUUUUUUACAUUCAGCAUCACUGAUAUCUGCAUAUAUUUCAAAUUGUUGUGUAUCCCUGGAAAUAAUCAGAAUUCAUAUAAACGUUACAGUUUUGAAAACAUAGCUUGUCCAAAAAAAGUGGCCUAUUGGUACAAUUUGACCCGGGUAUGGGGUAAGUUAAGCCUCCUGUACUGAUUGAAAUAUUAUCACUACCUUUUUAAAACCAUGUCUAUCUUUAUUUCCCAAAUUCAACACAAUCACAAUUGCUUUUUGUCUUUUAAUAAUUGUAAGCAUCUUUUAACACAGGCUUAACACCUAACCAACACUUUUAACAUAGGCCAGACCCUGUUGUCACCUCAUGCCAGCGAUAAUGCCUUGCAUUACGCCUGGGAAGAAAACACUUCAAUUUGCUCAACUUGACAUUGGCUCAACGAUUAGUUCAAUUUACCCGAUGGCCAUUGGCUCAACUUAACAUUUUGACUAUAUUAGCCCACAAAGCUACAAGGAUGCACUUUCAUGAUAGGUUUAGGACCUCCUGUUGAAGCUUAUAGAAGCCCCAACUGAUGUAUAGACCAAUCCCCCCCAAAAUUAUGCUUUGGUUUAGGUACAAGCAUCAUGAAAUAUUUAACACAAUCAAUUAAUUUGACUUGGUGAAAAUAUUUUUCCAUGUGAUUUCUUCCUUCACAGACUCCAUAAAAUGAUGACCUCUUCCUAAAUAUUUGGUCAAACUAUACAUUGUGUGUAUGGUUUCCGACAAACAAGGGUGGCUCAACUUACCCCACUCUCCCCUACAGUCCUGUGUUUUUCAGUCUCAACUGCCUAAUCCACUGUUUCAGAAAAUGAUUUGAUGAUGACGAUGAUGUAAAUCCCCUCCCAUUGGCCAUGACCUCAUGAACUCAUGUUGGCCAUGUUGGCUCACCUUUGCCCUUUGACCCACAGGUGCGUCUGGUCCAGAAGAAGGACACAGGUCAUGUCUAUGCCAUGAAGAUCCUGCGCAAGGCUGACAUGCUGGAGAAGGAACAGGUGUGUGUGUGUGUGUUUCUCUUUCCUGUCUCUCUCUCUGUCUCUCUCAGUAUCUGUCUCUGUGGGCUCUAUUUUAACAAACCUAACACAAUGGUAAAUCAUAGCGCAGGCGGUAGCACUAUAGGUUAAGGGGCGUGUCAGAAAUAUUUGAGCUAUUUGACAACCGGAAUUAUGGGUGCGGUAGCUGGAGGUGGCACGAAAAGGCUGGGUUUUGAUGAAUAAACAAGUUGUAGGUGUGUUGAGGCUUGACCCCUCUCUGGUCAAUCAGAACAUGCUCCAUGGCUAAAUAUGUGGUUGCUUCAAGUUGUGUACGGUCUUUUAUGUAUUGCUUUUUCAUCAACUGAGUCCAUUAUAGCUUAGUUUGUUAAAUAGCCUACAGGAACAGCAUAACAAAAUGUAUGUAGGCCUAUCCCAUCUUUGCUAAAUAUGUUGAACAUGUUUGCAAUCCACAUUGUAAGAAGCCUUAUUGCAUGGCUUCAAUAUGGAAAUACAGAUAUAUUGUUGAACAUAGCAUUCACACUGAUAUAGGGGCUAGGCCUACUGUAAAUUGCAUUAUGUCUGCCAUGUCUGAGCCAUGGACAUGUCAGACGUUGUCAAUAAGCAAUAUUAUAUUCUUAAAGAGAGUGAAUAAUUCGAAUAAAAUUCUAAUCAAAACAAAACAACAACUUGUUUUAAAUAGGCUAUGUCUAAAUACAGUUACAGGCACCAGAAUUGCUCCCUGUGGGCAUAUACAGUACUUUUAACAAGGCACACCUGUUAAUUGAAAUGCAUUCCAGGUGACUACCUCAUGAAGCUGGUUGAGAGAAUGCCAAGAGUGUGCAAAGCUGUCAUAAAGGCAAAGGGUGGCUAUUUGAAGAAUCUCAAAUAUAAAAAUAUAUUUGGAUUUGUUUAACACUUUUUUGGUUACUACAUGAUUCCAUAUGUGUUAUUUCAUCGUUUUGAUGUCUUCACUAUUAUCCUACAAUGUAGAAAAUAGUAAAAAAUUAAGAAAAACCCUUGAAUGAGUAGAUGUGUCCAAACUUUUGACUGGUAGUGUAAUAUUAAGGUAGACACCUUAAAAUUAUAUACAGUGAGGGAAAAAAGUAUUUGAUCCCCUGCUGAUUUGGUACGUUUGCCCACUGACAAAGACAUGAUCAGUCUAUACUUUUAAUGGUAGGUUUAUUUGAACAGUGAGAGACAGAAUAACAACAAAAAAAUCCAGAAAAAAACGCAUGUCAAAAAUGUUAUAAAUUGAUUUGCAUUUUAAUGAGGGAAAUAAGUAUUUGACCCCUCUGCAAAACAUGACUUAGUACUUGGUGGCAAAACCCUUGUUGGCAAUCACAGAGGUCAGACGUUUCUUGUAGUUGGCCACCAGGUUUGCACACAUCUCAGGAGGGAUUUUGUCCCACUCCUCUUUGCAGAUCUUCUCCAAGUCAUUAAGGUUUCGAGGCUGACGUUUGGCAACUCGAUCCUUCAGCUCCCUCCACAGAUUUUCUAUGGGAUUAAGGUCUGGAGACUGGCUAGGCCACUCCAGGACCUUAAUGUGCCUCUUCUUGAGCCACUCCUUUGUUGCCUUGGCCGUGUGUUUUGGGUCAUUGUCAUGCUGGAAUACCCAUCCACGACCCAUUUUCAAUGCCCUGGCAGAGGGAAGGAGGUUCUCACCCAAGAUUUGAUGGUACAUGGCCCCGUCCAUUGUCCCUUUGGUGCAGUGAAGUUGUCCUGUCCCCUUAGCAGAAAAACACCCCCAAAGCAUAAUGUUUCCACCUCCAUGUUUGACGGUGGGGAUGGUGUUCUUGGGGUCAUAGCCAGCAUUCCUCCUCCUCCAAACACGGCGAGUUGAGUUGAUGCCAAAGAGCUCGAUUUUGGUCUCAUCUGACCACAACACUUUCACCCAGUUCUCCUCUGAAUCAUUCAGAUGUUCAUUCAGACGGGCCUGUAUAUGUGCUUUCUUGAGCAGGGGGACCUUGCGGGCACUGCAGGAUUUCAGUCCUUCACGGCGUAGUGUGUUACCAAUUGUUUUCUUGGUGACUAUGGUCCCAGCUGCCUUGAGAUCAUUGACAAGAUCCUCCCGUGUAGUUCUGGGCUUAUUCCUCACCGUUCUCAUGAUCAUUGCAAAUCCACGAGGUGAGAUCUUGCAUGGAGCCCCAGGCCGAGGGAGAUUGACAGUUCUUUUGUGUUUCUUCCAUUUGCGAAUAAUCGCACCAACUGUUGUCACCUUCUCACCAAGCUGCUUGGCGAUGGUCUUGUAGCCCAUUCCAGCCAAUCGUGUCCCUGACAUCCUUGGAGAGCUCUUUGGUCUUGGCCAUGGUGGAGAGUUUGCAAUCUGAUUGAUUGAGUGCUUCUGUGGACAGGUGUCUUUUAUACAGGUAACAAGCUGAGAUUAGGAGCACUCCCUUUAAGAGUGUGCUCCUAAUCUCAGCUCGUUACCUGUAUAAAAGACACCUGGGAGCCAGAAAUCUUUCUGAUUGAGAGGGGGUAAAAUACUUAUUUCCCUCAUUAAAAUGCAAAUCAAUUUAUAAAAUUUUUGACAUGCGUUUUUCUGGAUUUUUUGUUUGUUAUUCUGUCUCUCACUGUUCAAAUAAACCUACCAUUAAAAUUAUAGACUGAUCAUUUCUUUGUCAGUGGGCAAAUGUACAAAAUCAGCAGGGGAUCAAAUACUUUUUUCCCUCACUGUACCCACAGGGUGCAAUUCUGGUGCCUGUAACUGUAUUUAGGCAUAGCCUAUUUAAAAGGUGUUGCUUUUACGCACAUCCAAAAUAAUAACGUGAGUAGGCAAAAAUUAUUAUAAAAAGGGGAUGUCCGCUCACUGUUUUGCUGCUCCCAAACUUGAUCUUUUAAUAAAGCUUUGGUGAUUAAUAUUUAUUUCAAAGCAGUCUCACGAGCCAAACCAUUUAUUGAUAGGCUGCUAUUUGGCCAAUGCAUUGGGCAGAACCCAAAAAAACAGCCUUCAUUGAGGGGAGGGGGGGCUAGGUUUAGUUUUUAAUCAAAUUAAAUAAAAAACAAGCAAUCUGGUUUUUUAAACAACAACAAUAUUUCUAAAUAGGAUGGGGUCAGAAGCGUGAUAUCAUAAAUCGCAUCUCUCGUUUCGUUGCACCGUGUGCACACAUAGACGUCAAUGUCUUUACAUAACAUUCGCACGUCUAUUUAAAUACUAGGCUCCUGUCAAUUAUUUCGUUGCCUAUGUGCGAGGCACAUCAAAAAAAUAAUUGGCCAUUGAUAUGACAUUAUAGGAGGACUGAAUAGUUUGGAGGAGCGUGUCUUUUGUAAUCGGAUGAGGUGCGCUCUUUGAAAUGGGGAUGGAUAGCCUACUUGAACAAGCGAAAUGAAGAGAAGUAUACAGGUAUGUGAAUUGUGAAUCAUAAAAAAGAAUGAGAGCAAAGACCUCCAAAAUAUUUCAAGGCACUCUCAGUAGACCAUUUAAAACCUCUUCAUUCAUAGGCUAUUUAGAUAAUGCAUGGCCAGGAUUAAAAGAUGCACCUAUGCGAAGCUGCUAAACCAGCCUUGAUUAAGGGGAGGGUAGGCUAUGCUUGGUUUUUAAUCAAAUUAAACGAAAUGGGGGGGGGAACCAAUAGUUUUUUAUGUUUCUAAAUACGAGAUUCAGCGGCACAAAAGGCACAUCUCUCGUUCCAUGGGUACUGUGCGCCACGGCUGGAUAGCCUGCACUUCCGCUCUCAAAAUCCAUGCCGUUACCAACUGUGUUACCGUUAAGUCCUGUUUUUGGUAGGUCUUAACUUCCCUUUAGCACUGCAUGAAAUUGUCACUAUGCGCUUGUUUUUAAGGACAUACCUCAAAUAUUGCCACUCCUCCCACCUCAGCGCAAGCGAGCUGAUGUAAAUUGCUGAACCUGGCGUAAGGGCUGGAAAAUGUCAGUGCGCCAGUUUUUACUUGACGAAAUUGCAAACUAUUGUGUGUUUGACACUUGCGCCUCCUUAGCGCCUGCUGAUAAUAGAGCCCUGCGUCUCUUUUAUUCGCUCAGCUCUGACAUGAAUUGUGUCUAAGGACAUAUACUGUAUCUAAGGACAUGUACUGUAUCUAAGGACAUGUACUGUAUCUAAGGACAUGUACUGUAUCUAAGGACAUGUACUGUAUCUAAGGACAUAUACUGUAUCUAAGGACAUAUACUGUAUCUAAGGACAUAUACUGUAUCUAAGGACAUAUACUGUAUCUAAGGACAUGUACUGUAUCUAAGGACAUAUACUGUAUCUAAGGACAUAUACUGUAUCUAAGGACAUAUACUGUAUCUAAGGACAUGUACUGUAUCUAAGGCCACAGGGUUACUCCACAUUCAUCCUUUAGCCUUGUGUAGUGUGUGUGUGUGUUCAUUUUAUGUGAUCUAUGUCUUGUGUUUCUAUGUUAGGUGGGCCAUAUCCGGGCUGAGAGGGACAUCCUGGUGCAGGCAGACAGUCUGUGGGUGGUCAAGAUGUUCUACAGCUUCCAGGACAAGAUGAACCUCUACCUACUCAUGGAGUUCCUACCUGGAGGUGUGUGUGUAUGUGUGUGCACGUGUGCGCGUGCAUGUUUGCAAUUGUGUGUAUGUGUGUGAUGCUGAUGCUCUUUGUGGCACUCCCUGCAGGUGACAUGAUGACAUUGCUGAUGAAGAAGGAUACUCUGUCAGAGGAAGAGACUCAGUUCUAUGUGGCUGAGACGGUCCUGGCCGUAGACUCGAUACACCAGAUGGGCUUCAUACAUAGAGACAUCAAACCUGACAAUGUACUGCUGGACUCUAAGGUACAUAUACACAGAACAUGCUAUAUAAUACAUACAUGCAAGCAAACACACACACACACACUCUGUAAUGUAUGCGCUUGGAGUCAGGAAGCAGGUGCAGAAGGUAAGUUUAAUGAUAAGAGAAGGCAGAUAAACAAAACAGGAGAAGCGUACUGAACGAGAACAAAACCAAUACUGCCUGAUGACUGAGGCUACUGAGGGCUAAAUAAAGGGAGAAUAAUCAAGGUGAUGAUGAGGUCCAGGUGUGCGUAGUGAUGGGGAGCAGGUGUGCGCAAUGAUGGUGCCAGGACCGGUGGUUAGUAGACUGGCGACGUCAAGCGCUUGAGAGGGGCAGCGGGAGUAGGCGUGACAGUACCCCCCCUGACGCGCGGCCCUAGCCGCAGGACGACGCCAGCCAGGAGUACACCCCCGAGAGCGAGGAGCAGGCCGGUCCGGAUGGCGGAGAUCCCGGAUGAUAUUGGGGUCCAGGAUGUCGGCCACCGGGACCCAACAGCGCUCCUCUGGACCGUACCCCUCCCAGUCCACCAGGUACUGAAGCCGACCCCCACAACGUCAGGAGUCCAGUAGGGACCUGACGGCAUAGGAGGGGUCCCAUCGAUGUCCAGGGGAGGCGGAGGGGUGUCGCGGGGAACGGCACCAGCCAGGGGACCAAGAACCACCGGCCUGAGGAGGGAAACAUGAAAAGAGGGUGAGAUCCGGUAGUUGGUGGGAAGUUCUAAACGAUAAGUUACCUCAUUGACUCUCCGGAGGACAUUGAAGGGCCCCACAAACCGGGGACUCAGCUUCCGGCAGGGCAGGUGGAGCGGGAGGUUCCUGGUGGAGAGCCAGAUGUGAUCACCAGGAUGGAACACGGGACCUUCACUGCGGUGGCGGUCAGCAAGCUACUUCUGGCGACGGACGGCACGCUGGAGCCUCAUGUGGGCAGCGUUCUAAACUUCCUCUGCGCGCCCGAAUCACUCGGUCUGGCUCAGGGUCCACGGGGCCAGGGCUGGCUGAUAUCCCAGGAUGCACUGGAAGGGAGUCAGCCCAGUGGAGGAGUGACAAAGUGAGUUCUGGGCGUACUCCGCCCAGGGAAGGAACCGGGCCCACUCCCCCUGCCGGUCCAAAGGAACCUCCCCAGCUCCUGGUUAGUCCUCUCCACCUGCCCGUUGGACUGAGGCCUGUACCCGGAUGUGAGGCUGGCCGUGGCCCCCAGCUUAUCCAUGAAGGCUCUCCAUACCCGCAACGUGAAUUGGGGGCCACGGUCGGAGACAAUGUCCUCCGGAAGGCCAUAGUGCCGGAAGACCUGCUGGAACAGUGCCUCAGCAACCUGAAGAGCAGUAGGGAGACCAAAGAGAGGGAUAAAACGGCAGGAUUUAUAGAAUCUGUCCACAACAACCAUAAUAGUGGUGAAACCAUCAGAUGGAGGGAGAUCAGUGUCUAUGGACAGAUGGGACCAAGGCCGCUGAGGCACGGGAAGGGGAAGGAGUUUCCCUGCUGGAGCGUGCCAGGGAGAUUUAGUUUGGGCACAUAUGGAGCAGGAGUUGACAUAGCAGGCGACGUCCUGCGCCAAGGUGGACCACCAGUACUUAGCGGAGAUGGAUUGAAUGGUGCAGGUGAUACCUGGGUGUCCAGCGGCAAGGGAUGUGUGCGCCCAGGUCAACAGCCGAUCCCUCACCCCCAUGGGAACGUAGAUGCGCUCAGGAGGGCAGGUAGCAGGCAUGGGUUCCCUCUCCAGAGCCUGGCGGAUGUCCACAUCUACGUCCCAAAACACGGGGCCAACGAUACGGGAGGGCGGAAUGAUUCUAAUCUUAACUCUAAACCCCCUAGAAAUAGCAUUUGACCUUGUGGGGGCUAACAAAAUUGUUUGUUUACUAUUCCAAGAAUAGCGAACAUCUUGACCACCCACAGAUUGUCUGCCUGCACACACACACACACACACACACACACACACACACACACACACACACACACACGUAAAACAUCUGGUUGGAAUAACAUGAAUACAAACAGGUUAAAAUCUGGUUGAAAUUACGUCAUUACACACAGGUUGGAGUCUGGUUGAAAUUAUGUCAUUACAAACAGGUUAAAAUCUAGUAAAUAAAAAACAUAAGUACAAACAGGUUGAAAUCUGGUUUAAAUAUUGUCAUUAAAACAGGUUGAAAUCUGGUUGAAAUUAUGUCAUUACAAACAGAUUGAAAUCUGGUUGAAAUAACGUCAUUACUUUUUUUUGCUUUUUUACAACAAAAUCUAUAUAUUUUAAUGUAAAUGUCAUGUUAUAGUAUGGUCCAGACACUUUUUUGUGAUUUCACUUGUUUUUGGGAAACUUAACGCAACCAGCGAUUCACUUCCUCAUCCAAAAACACCCAAAUAUGUCCUUUUAGAAACUGAAAAGCUGUCAGUAUAGUGAUGCAGGUCUUUAGAUGUUGUACACAAAAGUAUUUCAUUUGGAACUUUAUCUGGAACGUUAUAUUUAAUUUAGUUGCUACUCGAGCGAUACUGCUCCGUCUAUACUAGCAGCAAGCUACACGGAGAAUGGAACAGCUGGAUAAGGGAAACAGCUUGAGUCGCGCAAAAUGCAAUAUAACGUUGCAGAUAAAGUUCAGAAUGACAAUUUUAUGUGUACAACAUCUAAAGAACUGCAUCACUAUACUCAGAGCGUUUCCGUUUCUAAAAGGACGUAUUUGGUUGUUUUUGGAGCACUUGUUCGUGUGUUUUCAGAGCCCCCCGUACUGCACAACGAGGAUGAGGAAGUGAAUCGCUGGUUGGGAUAAGUUUCUCAAAAACAAGUGAAAUCGCAAAAAAGCGCUCUGGACCCUUCUAUAACAUGCCAUUUACAUAUUUAUUUAUUUAUUUGGUUAUAAAAAAGGAAUCAUACAGAUUUCAAACAGGUUGAAAUCUAGUUGAAAUUACAUCAACACACACACAGGAGGAUGACAUCAGCAUUAGAAUGCGGUGAUCUUCCUGAGUGUCAAGUCUGUCUGAAAUGAUAAAUCCACAAACACAGUUCCACAGAAAGUGUGAUUUCAGAAACACUCUGGUGUUGUCAUGCAGUAUUACUGAAACAUCCCCAGGAAGUGGUAUAACACAAAUAACCGUGUGUGUGUGUGUGUUCAGGGCCAUGUGAAGCUAUCAGACUUCGGCCUGUGUACAGGGUUGAAGAAGGCCCAUCGGACAGAGUUCUACAGGAACCUCAACCACAGCGUUUCCAACGACUUCAGUGAGUACAACCAUAAAGGCAUACUCAAUUCAUUUAAGUAGAUCAAAUUAUGAAGCUAAUACAACUAUAUAUCUGUCAUGAUUUGUCAUGAAUCUUCCACCUGGGUGCGUAGCUGUAACUGAGUUGUGCCUAAGACAAAUUAUUUAUUCUCCACAGCGUCUCAGUACAUGAACUCCAAGAGGAAAGCAGAGACCUGGAAGAGGAACAGACGACAGCUGGUGAGUGUCAUGGAGCUCUGGCUACCUUCAGUCACUACUCCACUGGAGGAUCGUCUUAACCCCAAACUUCCUCAUAAACACAGCAAAGAUGACUGUAGUUGUUAAUAAUGGUAUAUGACGGUUUACCAAUGGCCUCUGUUUUUGAAAUGUGUUGGUUAUCUAUGUGUUCAUUCACUCAUAGGAAAAAAAGUGUCCUCUCAUGUAAAGAGUAGAGCAUCUCCAAAAACGCAUUUUGUCAUGCUAGAGAGCCUGUCGUUCUUUAUAGACCUGAUUUUCUAGAUGAAGUGAAGAAGGCCAGCGUAGUAGCAGAGAUACAGUACACAUCUGGUGUGCAGAUGGUUGGAUUUCUGUCCCUUUUAUGGGCUGACAUUUACAGCAUAGUUACAGUUACGUCAGCUUGGUUUCCACAGCAAAUGUACUGUAUGGCAAGGUAAGAGAAAAGGCUAAGGUCAAUUCAGAACAUUAGGGGGCUAUAGGUUGUUUUACUGACUGGGCUGUGUCUAAAGCAGGGCGUUCCUCUUACCCUCUCUCCUCUCCUGUCCUCUCCUCUCUCCUUUCCUCUCUCAUCUCCCUCUCUCAGGCUUUCUCCACUGUGGGAACUCCAGACUACAUCGCCCCGGAAGUGUUCAUGCAGACCGGAUACAACAAGCUCUGUGAUUGGUGGAGCCUGGGGGUCAUCAUGUACGAGAUGCUGAUUGGUAGGAGUGAUUUGUUGAUUGGAAACACAGGCACUAACGAAAGAAGCAAGAAGUAAGUUAGGAUUGAAUUAGGAUUGCUGUCUAAGUUUCCCUGUCUCUCUCCAGGCUACCCCCCAUUCUGUUCGGAGACGCCCCAGGAGACGUAUAAGAAGGUGAUGAACUGGAAGGAGACUCUGGUGUUCCCUCCGGAAGUCCCUAUCUCAGAGAGGGCCAAGGACCUCAUCCUCAGGUGAGCACCAGUACACUCUUAGAAAAAAGGGUUCCAAAAUGGUUCUUUGCAGAGGGAUAGGGUUCUACCAAUAACCAUUUUCAUUUGAAGAACCCUUUUUGGAAAAUGAGGAUUCUUUGUAAGGCAAAGGGUCCAACCUAGAAUCUUUCUCAUCCUAAGAACUGAUUAUUUGGAUGACAAUAAGGAUUCUUUGAAAGGCAAGAAGGGUUCUACAUAGAACCCUUCUGAAUCUGAAUAAGCUUUUUUAUUGUAUUUUAUUUUAUUUUAAAUAGUGCCUGAGCAUUCGUGUUUAUCUCAGUGUUUAAAGUUGAACCCUCUUGAGCUUAAAAGGAAAGGUGUAAGAUUUUUUAAAACUGUACCUAUAUGGGAAUAUUUGUACACAGCAAAUUGGCCAGUUUUACCUAGUGUUGAUUUUUCAGUGUAACAUUUCUAAAGUUGAUUCAGGAGUUAAGUUAACACUAUAAAAAGGCAAAUUAACACUCAGUGGUGUAAAAUAACCCCAGUGUUGGUGUUAAUAACCAGAGGUGAGUGUGAUUGUGUCAUUUGUACUCUGUGUAAAGUAAAACACUCAAAACCACACCCAUCAUUAUCAUAUUACCUAGCGUGCUCUAUAGCAGGUUGAUUUUUUAUAUUUUUUUGUUUCAGUAUCUGUGUUUUUGCAUGUACAUUGAUUGAUUGAUCUUAUGCUACACAAAAAUAAAUAACAUACAUUUUUCUAAAUUAAUCGAAUCUGUUAGUAGUUGGACUUUUUCCACCCGUUACUGAGAUGGUUGUUCCAGUUUAGAUGGUUUAGGUAGUCUCAGUUAUCAAUCUUCCCUACCUUGGGAGUUAUUCUGAAUGCAGGUUGCAGGUGAUUAAAAGUACCUAUUGUUGGAUACCCUCACUCUGGCUGGAUUCCAAUAGGAAUUACUAUCAUCACUUUCCAAGCCAGCAUAAUGUGACUUGCAGGCCUGAACACACACCACUGUGUUAGGGUUAAAACUAUGCCCUCAAAGAAAGGCUAUAUGAUAUAUGUAAUGUAUUGUCAUAAAGAGUUUAAUUUUAAAGGCUAAUAAGGCUGGUGGAACUGUUCAUAGAGGGUUCUAGGAAGAACCUUUUGUCAAGUUGUCAGUGUAAUGCAGUAGGACGAAGUCAGGCGCAGGACACAGAGCUAAUCGAAAAAACGUGCUUUACUCGUAGGUAAUAGAAAGAACAAACCUCCACGCAGGGAGGAACAAACCCACACACUAACGACAACCAAAACAUGAACAAACACGCACAACACACAGUGUGAGACAGGGGGUUAAAUAGGGAAGACAUAACUACAUGAUGGGAAACAGGUGUGACCACUAAAGACAAAACAAGUCGAACAUAGACACAUGGAUAGGUAGUAGCUAGUACUCCGGUGACGACGAACACCGAAGCCUGCCCGCGUCAACCUCCCACACCACCGGUGCCACCAGACACGACGCCGGAAGUAUGGGAGUGGGCUCAAUGGACCUCUCCUCUGUGUCAUACAGUCGGGACAGAGCGUCUGCCUUAGCGUUCUGUGAACCUGAUCUGUAAGUAAGAGUAAACACAAAACGAGUGAAGAACAUGGCCCACCUUGCCUGGCGAGGGUUCAACCUCCUCGCCGCCCGGAUGUACUCCAGAUUGCGAUGGUCAGUCAAAAUGAGAAAAGGGUUUUUAGCCCCCUCAAGCCAAUGCCUCCACACUUUCAGAGCUUUAACCACAGCUAACAGCUCCCGGUCCCCCACAUCAUAGUUGCGCUCCGCCGGACUGAGCUUCUUAGAAAAGAAAGCACAGGGGUGGAAUUUUGGUGGCGUACCCGAGCGCUGAGACAGUACAGCUCCUAUCCCAGCCUCGGAUGCGUCCACCUCAACCUGGAAUGCCAAGGAGGGAUCCGGAUGAGCCAGCACUGGAGCCGAAGUAAACAGGUCCUUCAGAUGACCAAAAGCCCUGUCCGCCUCAGCUGACCACUGUAGACCGGUCCUCCCUUCAUCAAGGAGGUAAUGAGAGCCGCUACCUGACCAAAGCCCCGGAUAAACCUCCGGUAGUAGUUGGCAAAACCCAAGAAUCGCUGCACCUCCUUCACCGUGGUUGGAGUCGGCCAAUUACACACGGCCAAAAUGCGGUCAAUCUCCAUCUCCACACCUGACGCGGACAGGUGGUGUCCUAGGAAGGAGAUGGACUCUUGGAACAACAGACAAUUCUUCGCCUUCACAUACAGGUCAUGCUCCAACAGUCGACCAAGCACCUGACGCACCAGGGACACAUGCUCGGCCCGUGUAGCGGAGUAUAUGAGAAUGUCAUCAAUAUACACCACUACACCCUGUCUGUGCAGGUUCCUGAAAAUCUCAUCAACAAAGGAUUGGAAAACUGAUGGAGCAUUCAUCAAACCGUAUGGCAUGACGAGGUACUCAUACUGCCCAGAGGUGGUACUGAAUGCUGUCUUCCACUCAUCUCCCUCCCGGAUACGCACCAGGUGGUACGUGCUCCUGAGAUCCAAUUUCGUGAAGAAGCGCGCCCCGUGCAAUGACUCCGUCAUACUAGCAAUCAGAGGUAGUGGAUAGCUGUAUUUUACAGUGAUCUGAUUAAGACCACGGUAGUCAAUGCACGGGCGUAAGCCACCAUCCUCCUUCUUCACAAAAAAGAAACUUGAUGACACAGGGGAAGUGGAAGGCCGAAUGUAUCCUUGCCUCAGAGAUUCGGUGACAUAUGUUUCCAUAGCCGCCGUCUCUUCCUGUGACAGAGGAUACACGUGACUCCGGGGAAGCGCAGCGCCUACCUGGAGGUUUAUCGCACAAUCCCCCUGUCGAUGGGGUGGUAAUUGAGUUGCCUUCUUUUUACAGAAGGCGAGAGCCAAAUCGGCAUAUUCAGGCGGAAUGUGCAUGGUGGAAACCUGGUUUGGACUUUCCACCGUAGUUGCCCCUACGGAAACACCUACACACCUCCCUGAGCACUGACUUGACCAUCCCUUGAGAGCCCUCUGUUGCCAUGAAAUAGUGGGGUCAUGAGAGGUUAACCAGGGAAGCCCCAACACCACUGGAAACGCAGGAGAAUCAAUCAGAUAGAGACUAAUUGUUUCCUCAUUCCCCUCCUGCGUCUUCAUCCAGAGUGGAGCUGUGACCUCCCUAAUCAGACCUGACCCUAAAGGGCAACUAUCUAGGGCAUGUAUAGGGAAGGGCACAUAAACUGGCACAAUAGGAAUCCCUAACCUACGGGUAAACUGACUAUCAAUAAAGUUCCCAGCUGCGCCUGAAUCUACUAGCACCUUAUGCUGGGAAUGAGAAGAAAACUCUGGAAAUACAACAUCUAUACACAUAUGCGCAACAGGGAGCUCUGUGUGAGUUGGGUGCCUACUCAUCUGAAACGGUCCACCAGUGCUCUGCCUACUGCCUCGACUCCUUAAAGACCCUCCCCAGCACCGACCAGCAGUGUGUCCUCUGCGGCCACAGUUGGUGCAGGGGACGGCCCCUCUACCGGUCUCCCUAAGAGCAGCACCUCCGAGCUCCAUAGGGGUAGGGUCGGAGGUGCUGGGGGAUGGAAUGGACGGCCCCUGAUCCGGACGUCCGCGGGUGGCCAACAGGUUAUCCAGUCGGAUUGACAUAUCCACCAGUUGGUACAGGUUAAAGUUGGUGUCCCUGCAGGCCAGUUCCCGAUGAACGUCCUCCCUUAAGCUGCAACGGUAGUGGUCGAUAAGGGCCCUCUCAUUCCAUCCUGCGCUGGCAGCCAGAGUCCUAAAGUCCAGUGCAAACUCCUGUGCGCUCCUCUUCCCCUGUCUGAGGUGGAAUAGACGCUCACCCGCCGCUCUCCCCUCUGGUGGAUGAUCGAAUACCGCCCUAAAGCGGCGGGUAAACUCCUCAUAACUUACAGUUGCAGCGUCUAUUCCCCCCCACUCGGCGUUGGCCCACUCAAGCGUUUACCGGACAGACAGCAGAUUAGGGCGGACACGCUCUCGUAUCCCGAGGGAACCGGGUGGAUGGUUGCCAGGUAGAGCUCUACCUGGAACAGAAAACCCUGACACCCGGCAGCUGUACUGUCAUAUGCCCUCGGGAGCGAGAGCCGAAUCCCACUGGACCCAGAUGGUGAAGAGGUGGACAGCGGUGUAGGUGGUGGUGUAAUUGGAAGAGGUAUAGGGAAACCUCCUCUCUCCCAUCGCUCCAUAGUAUUCACCACUCGUUCCAUAGCGGUGCCGAGAGCCUGGAUCAUGGUCGCUUGUUGUUGGACGCGUUCCUCCAUCGAUCCGGCUGGCAUUGCUGUACCUGCUGACUCCAUAUUUUGAUGCGUGUUUCUGUCAAGUUGUCAGUGUAAUGCAGUAGGACGAAGUCAGGCGCAGGACACAGAGCUAAUCGAAAAAACGUACUUUACUCGUAGGUAAUAGAAAGAACAAACCUCCACGCAGGGAGGAACAAACCCACACACUAACGACAACCAAAACAUGAACAAACACGCACAACACACAGUGUGAGACAGAGGGUUAAAUAGGGAAGACAUAACUACAUGAUGGGAAACAGGUGUGACCAAUAAAGACAAAACAAGUCAAACAUAGACACAUGGAUCGGUAGUAGCUAGUACUCCGGUGACGACGAACGCCGAAGCCUGCCCAAGCAAGGAGGAGGGACAGCCUCGGCUGAAUUCGUGACACCUUUAGAUGUUGAAAGGGUUCUUGGUAGAACCAUUUAUAGAGGGUUCUAGGAAGAACACUUCAUAGAGGGUUCUAGGUUGAACAUCUCACAGGGGCUUCUAUGAAGGGUCCUACAUAGAGGGCUAGCACCAAAAAGGGUUCUCCUAUGGGGACAAACCGAAGAACCCUAUAUGGUUCUACUUAGCACCUUUUUUUCUAAGAGUGCACUAAAUAUAAGAUGGUUAAAAAGAGAGAGAGAUGAAUAAACGGUCUAUAGAGCCCAUUGUACAGUAUGUUCUUCUUGAUAAGAAUGAACAUCAACUAAAUGGUUCAAAUGUAAAACAUGAAUGUCAUCUCAAACUAAUACUGUAUCUAUGGCAGACACACUUCUAUAUUCCUUUAUGUGGUUGUUCUCAGGAUCUAAAUGUAGGUAUAUUACUGCUUAGGUUCUGCUGUGAGGGAGAUCAUCGGAUCGGGGCGACAGGGGUGGAGGAGAUCAAGAGAAAUCCGUUCUUUGAGGGAGUCGAUUACGACCACAUCAGGUACACAGGGACUUCUUACAAGGAACAGUUUAUAUGCAAAACAAUUAGGUUUUUAUACUUCAGUGGUCCAAAAGUCCAGGUCUUACUACAGUUUUGUAUUUGUCACCCAACCCAGGGAGAGACCUGCAGCGAUCCCCAUUGAGAUCAAAAGCAUCGACGACACGUCAAACUUCGACGAGUUCCCUGAGUCGGACAUCCUCUCACCCACAGGUAAGAGAAAGACAGAGUUUCAGCAGAAACUAUUUUCCUGUGUCUCUCAAAGGUUGUGUAUUUUUCUUGACUCUCUGUGUGUGUGGUUGUACAGUAUACCCUAUCAACUCUAAAUCUCUCUCCCUUUCUCCUUUUUUUAUUUCCGCUCCCUCUUUCCUCUCCCGCCUUCGUCACUCUCCUUUCUCUCCUUCCCCUCUCCGUCUUUCUCUCUCCCCAGCUGCAGCAGCACCCACGAAGUCUCCAGCAGCAGCAGCUGCAGCGGAGGCUGACUAUAAGAAUAAGGACUGGGUCUUCAUCAACUACACCUACAAGCGCUUCGAGGGCCUGACAGCCAGGGGAGCCAUCCCUUCCUACAUGAAGGGAAGCAAGAGAUGAACUCUGACCCUAUAACCUGCGCUACAAUGACCCACUGAUCCCCUCACCCCACGCAGCACCCAGAUACCUUCACGCAACGGUUCAGUUUCAUAGUACAAAUAUGAAAUAAUUUUUUACUAAAUUGACAGUUCAGUUAAGCUGUUCUAUUUCCUGCAGGCCUUCUGAACCAGUAUUCAGAGAAAUCUGGUUGAACCAAUACUAACCAGUUCAUUAUACCCUGUGGAUACAUGGUUGUAACCACUGUUUGGCCUUCUGUGAUUUGGGGCCCAGUAACCGAGUUUCCAGGAUAUGAAAACCACCAUUCUUCUUUCACUGUCAGUGCAUGUUUGGAUGAAUUCUUUCAGUAAAAUGUUUACAGUGUGUAACAAUAACUAAUCUCAAAUAUGCUUUCUCGCUGUGUAGGAAGAAUGUCAACUUUAUCUUAGAAACCGGGAUAUCAGUUUUAAUUGAAUAGGGCCCAGCGUUUCAGAGCUGAAGCCUGGCUCUAACUUUUCCACCAGCACUGAACUCUAUGCUGUACAGCCUUAUAGCUGUCCCCUUGUGUCCCUCCAGAACCUUCUCCCCACUCCUCUCCUCAACCUGUCAUACUGUUCAUAGGGAAGUUUCUCUGCUGUUCUCUGGAAGCUGGCAGGUUCCCAGCAGUCUGUCUCACUACCCCUGUGACGCCAUUAGAUCUCUGCUUGCCUUGGAGAGACUAACAAUGCUAUUUUUAGCAUUGUAUUUCUGGCGGUUUUGUGAUGUCAUCAGUUAGAGUGAGUGAGAAUGUUCAACAAAGGACGACAGAAAAUUCCAUCGUAGUCUAGCUACUCCUCAAUAAGGGGUUAAUGAGCAAGCACCACUCCUUCACUGCCUUUGUUGGUUUUCUCAACUUUUAAUGUGCCCAGUUAUUUCUUUUAUAAUUUUGUAAUGUAUCAUGUUUUGAAUUCAGAAAGGUUCAUUCAAAUGCUGUGUUGGAUUGAAAUAGUACUAGUCUUCAGGGAUGUAACAAAUGCUGGUUGUGUGUGUAUGUUGAGCUGUCUGAAUGGCACUACCUUGAGACGUCAUGUCCAUUUAUGUACCUUACCCAAAGAACUCCAAGAGCUGUACAUUAGUUUGUACAUUAGUUUGAAAUUGGAAUCCCCCCUUUUUUAGUUUCAUGUUAAGUUGUUUGUAUGCAGGAUGGAAAGCUCUUGACUUUUGCUCUCCCGAGUUAGUGCUGGAUUUUUUUUACAACUGCUCUUUCGAAAGCUGGUAUUUAAUUAAAGGCUUCUCAUGUUACAGUUUUUUCCAUAUAGUAUUUUUAACUCACAAAGGAACCACUGUUUUAUGCAUAAUGCUGGGGAUUCAUGAAUUUCACGUACAUUUAAAAUGUCACCAAAUAUUAAAUAUAGAGCUUGAACUUUCACAUAUAUCUGUGUUACAGCACUUUCAGCACUGUUAGUGUGUGUAUGUACGUAUUAUGUAAAAAAGGAAAACAAACUUGGCCUCACUUUACAACUUACAUGAGUAACUACAGGAUACCUUUUACUAGGUGAACUACUAAAUCGAAUUACUCUGCAGUCAGGUAGUAGUAGGCCUAACACUAACCAUUUGUUCUCACUCUUUCAUUUUUCAAGAGAAUAACAUGGUAUGUGCUAUGUAACUACUUGUACUUAAAUGUAAUUACAUAGAUUAUUCCCACGUAGUUACCCAGUAAUAAUACCCGUGUAAAGUGUUGCUAAAAAUAUAUACAUUUCCAGAUGGACGACUGAAUGACGUUGACGGUUAGUUCUCCUCUCAUUCUGAUUUUCACUCGAGUGCUUUAAGGUCUUUGUACCCGCUGGAGAAGUAAACCCUGAGCAGCUGCUUAGCAUGAUAGACUCUUACUCUUAGCAUGAUAGACUUUUGUAAUGCUGUUUGAAAAGGUGCACAUACCAAAUAGACGGUACAAUAAUUGCCAUUACAUCUGCUGAUGUUUUUUUAAAGAGCCUAUAUUUUGUAUCAACAAUCUCACCAAGCUGUUCCUUUUGAAGAAGUAAAAAUAUCAAUAUGCAAAUGAGUACAUGUAUAAACGGCAGUCAUUUCUCUCUGCUGGAUGACACAUAUACUAUGUAUAGGUGUGUGUACGUAUGCGCGUAUGUGUGUGUAUCUUAUUGAAUCCUUCUGUAUGAGGUUUGAAUGUUUUUCAGCAAAGGAACAUGUUCACUAUGAGAAAAAAGCUUUAAAUGCUGAUAAAAUUAUUUCAUCAUUCAAUAAAACUUUUGUACAAUUGUGGC